This is a messenger RNA of Ceratotherium simum simum (southern white rhinoceros), 2643 nucleotides long. NCBI's taxonomy places the organism in Eukaryota, Metazoa, Chordata, Mammalia, Perissodactyla, Rhinocerotidae. The record is from RefSeq and is a predicted model, not a curated record.
AUGGCGGGGACUGAGGCCCGGCUGCUUCCAGCCCCCCACUCUGGGGGUCCUGCGAGCAGCCAGCAGGACUGGCUUUGCGCUGACCCUGUGCCCACCUCUUUCUCCCGCCAGUGCACUGUCCAGGUCAAGUUAGAGCUGGGACACCGCGCCCAACUGCGCAAGAAGCCCACCACGGAGGGGUUCACGCACGAUUGGAUGGUGUUCGUCCGCGGCCCCGAGCAGUGUGAGAUCCAGCACUUUGUGGAGAAAGUGGUCUUCCGGCUGCACGACAGCUUCCCCAAGCCCAAGCGCGUGUGCAAGGAGCCCCCCUACAAAGUGGAGGAGUCGGGUUACGCUGGCUUCAUCAUGCCCAUCGAGGUGUACUUCAAAAACAAGGAGGAGCCCAGGAAGGUUUGCUUCACCUAUGACCUGUUCCUGAACCUGGAGGGCAACCCGCCUGUCAACCACCUGCGCUGCGAGAAGCUCACCUUCAACAACCCCACCAUCGAGUUCCGGUACAAGCUCCUGAUGGCCGGCGGGGUGAUGGUAAUGCCCGAAGGAGCAGAAACGGUGUCCAGGCCCAGUCCUGACUACCCCAUGUUACCCACAAUUCCACUCUCUGCCUUCUCUGACCCCAAGAAGACCAAACCGUCCCACGGCUCCAAGGACGCCAGCAGGGAGAGCGGCAAGGCCUGCAAGACCCACAAGACGACCAAGGAGCACCGCGAGCGGCCGCGCAAGGACUCGGAGAGCAAGGGCGCCCCCAAGGAGGCGGAGCGCGAGCAGGCCAGGAGCGCCAAGGAUGCCGCACGGAAGCCGGGCGAGGGCCGGCCGCCCAAGGAGGAGAAGGCCCCGCCGCCCAAGGCCGCGUUCAAGGAGCCCAAGAUGGCCCUGAAGGAGACCAAGCUGGAGAGCGUGUCCCCCAAGGGCGGGCCGCCGCCCCCACCCAAGUCUUCCAGCAAGCGGCCGGCUGCCGCCGACUCGCCCAAGCCCAGCGCCAAAAAGCAGAAGAAGAGCAGCUCCAAGGGGUCGAGGAGCGCCCCCAGCACCUCGCCCCGCACCCCGUCUUCCUCCUUCUCGGACAGAAAGCCGGCCAAGGACAAGGGCGGCGCCAAGGGGGAGAAGGCCAAGGCCGAGGGCGAGCCCAGGGAGGUGAAGAAGGCCCCGGAGGUGGAGGAGUCCAACUCGGAGGACGAGGCCUCCUUCAAGACGGAGUCCGCCCAGUCGAGCCCCUCCAACUCCAGCUCCAGCUCUGACUCCAGUUCAGACUCGGAUUUUGAGCCAUCUCAGAACCACAGUCAAGGACCCCUGCGCUCCAUGGUGGAGGACCUGCAGUCCGAGGAAUCUGACGAGGAUGACUCUUCGUCAGGCGAGGAGGCUGCCGUCAAGACAAAUGCAGGAAGGGAUUCCAGGUUGAGCUUCAGUGACAGCGAGAGCGACAACAGUGCCGACUCCUGCCUGCCCAGCCGCGAGCCGCCUCCCCCCAAGAAGCCGCCCCCACCCAACAGUAAGGCCUCAGGCCGGAGGAGCCCGGAGUCCGGCAGCAAGCCCGAGAAGAUCCUGAAGAGGGGCACCUACGACAAGGCCUACACGGACGAGCUGGUGGAGCUGCACCGGAGGCUCAUGGCCCUGCGGGAGCGCAACGUGCUGCAGCAGAUCGUGAACCUGAUCGAGGAGACCGGCCACUUCAACGUCACCAACACCACCUUUGACUUUGAUCUCUUCUCCCUGGACGAGACCACCGUGCGCAAGCUGCAGAGCUACCUGGAGGCGGUGGCCACAUGACCCGGGGCCGGGCGCCGGGCCCCUGUCGCCGGGGUUCCGGGAGGCCACGUCCAGGCCCCGCCUUCCUUCCUCUCUCGACUCGCCCGCCCGCAGCACUGCCUUAGUGACCGCCCUAUCCUCGGCCCACACGGCCAGCUGCACUUUCCUCGUCGGCUCCCGGCCCACCCUCCCCACCACCUCGUCGGGAGCCCUAGGGCUGAGGGGGCCCGGGCCGGCGCUGCUGCUCCCCGAUACUCAGGGGCCGUCCCCUGGGCCCCUCUUGGAAAGUGGCUUGUGUUGAAGGCAGCGCCGGGCCUCACUCCCGAGGGGGCAGAAACAUGCCUGGCGGUGGGGGCCUCGCCCGGCCUCAGGAUCCCGCUCCAUGGUGGGUGUGUGGCAUAGUUUCACUGCCCUGGCCUCGCUGAGCAGCCGGGGCACAGCCUCCAGCCUCCCCAAACGGUUCAGAAUACACCCACUGCUGCCCCAGGACCUCAGAGGGCUCCAGCUGUGUGUGUGCAGCCAGCUGUGCCAGGCUGGGCCUCGGCCCGUCCCCCGUGGCAGCUGGUCGCAGUGCUCUGCCGGCUCUCCCUGUGCUGGGACUGCGUGCUGUACAGUUCUCUCUCUAUUAUAUAUGUAUGUAUGCACUGUAGGUACCAGAGCGGUGUCCGGGUGUGUGUUUCCGUGGCAGCAGUGCACGUGGCGGGUGGGGGGUGAGUAAGGCGGGACUUGUAGGUAAAGACGUCUUCACUGGUCAUGUCCUCGGGCUGGAGGCUGAGCCGGAGCCCUGGCUGGCCCUCUCCAGGCUCAGGGAGGACUCCUCCCUCUGUGGUUCCAAGGGCGCCUCAUCCGCCAGUGAACACUACGCGGGGGCAGCAGGUCCUCGGCACCCGGAUCUCCGAG